ACAGACGCUCGUUAACGUCAACACACACUGCUGGCUGGCGCGAUCGUGGCGAGAGUGAUUUUAUCUCCCAUUGAUGCGACUGAAGACUGAAACGACAAAUGUAAACCAUGGCAUCAGAUAUUAUAGCCGUACUACACCUAGAGAAGCAGUCAUUAGGAAAAGUUAUUGUAGUAAAGGAGCUAAACAAGUGUGACAGUUCUUUCAUCACAAGCUGUGUGCUAGGUCACUGUAUCAAGAACAGAAAUGCUGUUAUACUGGUUUCAACACAUAAUUCAAUGUCACACUAUCAGAAUGUGGGCAUUAAAAUGAAUUACAAUUUGCAGAAGCAUGUAGAGUCAGGUCUGGUGACAUUCUACGAUUUAGGUGAAGACUGUGUUAAUAAUUUGUUGAAGAAUGAAAAUAAGUCUGUGCAACAACUAAUUUUUAACUUGAAUAAAAAAGUAUCUAUAAUUAGGGAGAAAUAUGAUAAAGUUGAUAUAAUUUGGGAUGGAGUGACUCAUCUUUUUGACUUAGAAUUUAAUUUAAAAUCAGUAAAUGAAAUUUGUAAUGAAUUUGUAAAGCUUGCUAGAAAAUAUAGUUCAUUUAUAUUGUUUCAUUGUAAUGUUGCCAGUGAUGAUGAUCUUACAUGUGUAAUGUCAAAUCUUAUGUCUCACAGAGCACACAUUCUAUUGGAAGUAGAAAGUUUAUCUUCUGGUUGGAGUGCUGAUGUUACAGGCCAUCUUACCAUAAAAAAUAUUGGGCAAAAAUUUGACAUUGAACACAUGUAUAUAAUGGAUUAUAAACCAUCUCAUUAUUUAUUUAAAUUAUUUGAUAGAGGUGUUAGAUUAUUUGCUCCUGGUACUGUAUAAAUUUAUACAAAUAUUGUACAUUUUUAUUUCAAUGUAGAUAUUAUUUUAAGACUGUAAAAUCAAAAGUAGCUAAACACCAUAGAUUUCAUUUUGACUCUAAACUCAAAUAUAGAGGGAGUUCUAUAAUUAAAAUUCAAAUCAUUACUAAUAUUCUAAUUUUUUUAAUCUGGUUUAAAAUAUAGAAUAUCAUUCCAUAUUCUUGACGAAAUAGUUUUUGUAGUUUCCUGAACAUUUGAUAUACUCGGAUUUAGCUGUCUUUGAUUUUAUAGAUCUCAUGUAAUAACAGGAUUAUAUUUUAAUUAAAUGUUAUUUAUUUUAUUUCAAUUUCUGGAUUUAAACACUGUUUAAUACAAGAAAAAAAUUUAUGUUACUUUUCCAAUUAUAGAAAUAAUGAACAUACAUACAAUAUACAAAAUGCUUAAAUUUUUUGUAUAUAGCAUUUUAAAAUUAAUAUAUAAAUUAUCAACAA
Molecule: messenger RNA, 1317 nt
Organism: Galleria mellonella (greater wax moth)
Lineage: Eukaryota; Metazoa; Arthropoda; Insecta; Lepidoptera; Pyralidae
Gene: Elp6
Exons: 2
Coding region: 108-848 (246 amino acids)
Biological process (GO): tRNA wobble uridine modification
Cellular component (GO): elongator holoenzyme complex
Source: RefSeq, a predicted model, not a curated record